CCUUCACCGUAUCUCCAAUAAAGCUCGAGGUAAACCAUGGCGCUCAAGCGCAAGGCGUCUCCCGGCUUGGCCGACGACCUGAUGAUCUCCUGCGGCGGCGGCCGUAGCCACGCGUCGUCGAACACCUUUGCGCCAGCACCGGCGUCGAGGGAGUCGUGGGCGGAGGCAGUGGGCGCGGUGGCGGCGGCGCAGCGGGGUCGGAAGCGCUUCGUCGGCGUGCGGCAGCGGCCAUCAGGGCGGUGGGUGGCCGAGAUCAAGGACACCAUCCAGAAGAUCCGGGUGUGGCUCGGCACCUUCGACACGGCCGAGGAGGCCGCGCGCGCCUACGACGAGGCCGCCUGCCUCCUCCGCGGCUCCAACACCCGCACCAACUUCUGGCCCCGGGCUGCCGGCGCCGCCGCGCCCGCCGCCGCAGUCUUCACGCUGCAACACCCGCCGCCGCCGUCCGCGCUGCCCUCCAAGGUCACCAACCUUCUCCUCCUCCGCCUCAAGAAAGCACGCAGCAGUGCCGGCGCCGUUACACUUGCACAACAAGAGGCGCCGGUGCAACACCGGCAAGCUCAGCAAGGGUACGGCGGCCAAGACGAGUACAGCUUCCAAGUCGACGACUUUCUCAGCUACGACGGCGCCUCCGACGAGCUCCAAGUCGUGAAGCACGAGGUGGCGUCCAACUGCUCCCAGGAAGCGGAGGACGAUGGCGACGAGGAGGUAGGCGGGGAGGAGGACGAGGCGCCCUUGGACUUCGGGUUUAUGGACAAGCAGCCAUCGCCGGCCAGGGAGGUCGACGACGCGGGGCCGCUCUACUCGCCGUUCGAGAUGGUGGCAGACGAGCUCGGUUGCACGGCGGAGGUGGAGCCGUCGGGGCCGAUCAACGAGGUGAUGAAGAGGAUGAAGUACGAGAGGAAGAUUUCCGCGUCUCUCUACGCGCUCAGCGGGGUGUCGGAGUGCCUCCGCUUGCGUCUCGGCGACGGCGGCGACCACGUCGGUGCCGGGAGGCACGAGCUGGCGCUCUCCGGCCUGAGGGACGCGUGCAGGAAGCAGCAGGAGCAAGAAGUUGUAGACGAGGGAGGCAACGCCGUUGGCCAUGAGGAGAGCUCGAGCUGCAGCAACAGCAUCUCGUCGGAAGCGGCGAGCUCGUCGCCGGAAGCAGCGAGCUCUCGGCAGGAGGCGAAAGCUGCCGAGAGCGACAUGCUUCUGUGGAGCUCCCUCGAUCUGCCUCCUAUUUGCUAAAUUUUAUUGUUAUAGAAGUGUUUAAGUUUUUUUUACCAUAGUUAGUUGUACUAGAAUUUGUCGUAUUAUUUUGCCAACAUAUGUUGAGGGUAUACAUCAGGAGCCCUAUUCCUCGGGUCAUAUAGUUUGGCUUCUUACUUUUAUAUAAU
Messenger RNA from Panicum hallii, 1379 nucleotides. RefSeq lists its product as uncharacterized. Lineage: Eukaryota; Viridiplantae; Streptophyta; Magnoliopsida; Poales; Poaceae. Bases 37 to 1230 code for a protein of 397 amino acids. Gene Ontology annotation, molecular function: DNA binding; DNA-binding transcription factor activity. The transcript has a single exon. The record is from RefSeq and is a predicted model, not a curated record. Gene Ontology annotation, biological process: regulation of DNA-templated transcription.